Zygosaccharomyces rouxii is the source of this 906-nucleotide messenger RNA. It is a transcript of the gene ATP3, whose product is annotated as F1F0 ATP synthase subunit gamma. Lineage: Eukaryota; Fungi; Ascomycota; Saccharomycetes; Saccharomycetales; Saccharomycetaceae. Gene Ontology annotation, biological process: proton motive force-driven ATP synthesis. The record is from RefSeq and is a predicted model, not a curated record. The coding region runs from base 1 to 906 and encodes 301 amino acids. Gene Ontology annotation, molecular function: proton-transporting ATP synthase activity, rotational mechanism. The transcript has a single exon.
AUGUUGUCUAGAGUUGGUGUCAAUGCAGUCCGUUGUGGUGCUAUGGUGCCUCGUGUACCACAAGCAAGGAACUAUGCUACUUUAAAGGAAGUGGAAACCCGUUUGAAGUCCAUUAAAAAUAUUGAAAAGAUUACCAAAACUAUGAAGAUUGUGGCUUCCACUAGAUUGAGUAGAGCUGAAAAGGCUAAGGUCACUGCUAAGAAAUUUGAUGAGGCAGAUUCCGCCUUCUACAACAACGCCGAGACAAAACCAAUAGAAGAUGCUGAAACUGCUGCUAAGGAUAAAGAAUUAGUCGUUGCAGUCUCUUCCGAUAAAGGUUUGUGUGGUUCAAUUCACUCUGCAUUGGCCAAGAGAGUCAGACAGCAUCUAGCAGACUCACCAAACGCUGCUGUUGCAGCUGUUGGUGAUAAAAUGAGAACUCAACUAAUGAGAACUCAUCCAGAUAACGUUAAAAUUGGUAUCAAUGGUAUUGGUAAGGAAGCUCCAACUUUCCAACUAUCGUCAGCUAUUGCUGAUACUCUAUUGGGAUUAGGUGCUCAAAACUAUCCAAAGAUUACCAUUUUCUUCAACAACCCAGUUUCUUCAUUGUCUUUUGAACCUUCUACAAAGGACGUUUUCAACCCUGAAACCAUCGAAAGUUCUCCAUCUUUCAGUAAAUUUGAAAUUGACAAUGAUGGCCAAGUUUCUCAAGAUCUUUUCGAAUACACUUUGUCCAACAAAAUUUUGGCAGCCUUGGCUGAAGGUUACGCUGCUGAAAUUUCAGCAAGAAGAAAUGCUAUGGACAACGCCUCAAAGAAUGCAGGUGACAUGAUUAACAGAUACUCCAUCUUGUACAACAGAACCAGACAAGCAGUUAUCACCAACGAAUUGGUUGAUAUCAUUACUGGUGCUUCUUCUUUGGACUGA